UGCGAGGGCCCGAUCAUCGCUGCUUGCAGCUUUAAUUAAUCUUGUUAUACAAGUUUUUUUUUACAAGUUACUUUUUUUAAUAAGAAACUUUUUGUGCAACAUGCCAAAGUACAUAUCAUGAAAAGAUUCAUACAUUUUUAGCUUAUACAUACAUUUUCAAAUGCUUAUUUUCACAUUAUUAGUUUAGUUGGUGUAAUGAAAUACUAUUUUCUUGCACUGUUUUCUAAUGUUACCUUUAGAAAAAUAGUAGAUAGACUUAGACUGCUAUAUGAAAUUUUCAAGUUUAUUUGUGAUAGAAUAUUUUUCUCUUAUAUGUUUACUUAUAUUUUCUUGGAAUUUGGAAUUUGAAAUCCAAAGUGGCCAAUUGUAGAGCAUCUUGAAAACUUAUGUCAUUCUAAUACAACUUAUAUUAAGUCUUUACUGAUCCAGUUUGCUAUUUAAUGUUUUGAUCAAAUAUGUUUUAUUAUUAUUUAUUUUAAUAUUUAUUAUUUAUUAGAAUGCUUUUUCAGAUACUUUUGCAAUAUGCUCUUGGGUCACACCACUGGCACAAUUUUACCACAGAGUGUCUUUUUGUCCGGUCUGUAGAAAAGUUGAACUGGAUUAUGUGCAAACACAAAUGUUCUCUCUGUUUCUCUCUUUUAUUCAGAUUUCAUUCUAAGAAUAAGAAAGAGGGUUGAAAAGGGGAAGAGGCAAAUCAUAAAGUCAUACUUAUUCAGUCACCUGACCCAUGACUGUUAUUUAAUAGAAGCAUCUGAAAAUAAUCUCUUUUUCAGAUUGUCUUUCCAAAAUUUUCCAAUUUUAAGAUUUAAUUUGUCAAAAUGGUAUCUGAAUAUAACAAAAACCUCACCAUGACCAUGUUAAAUUUCACAACUCCAAUCCCUGGUGAUGGAGGCAGCGGCGGAGGUUGCUGUCAAUCAGACCAUAGUCAACUGGAAGGUGCCAUCCUACCCCCUGUCCUCACCAUCGACGUCAUACUGGGGCUGCUGGGAAAUAUGGUUGCUCUGUGGAUAUUUUGCUUUAAACUGAAGGUCUGGAACCCCAACAACCUGUUCCUCUUCAACCUGGUUAUCGCCGACUUCCUGGCUCUCAUGAGCCUGCCUCUCAGGAUCGAUGCUGCGCUCAGAGGCCACUGGGUGUUUGGUGAUGGCAUGUGCAGGAUUGACCUCUUUCUGAUGUUUUCCAACCGCUCGGCCAGCAUUGCACUCAUGACUGUGGUGGCAAUUUACCGCUACUUUAAGGUGGUCCACCCUCACCACCGGUUCAACCAUCUGACCAAGAGACAGGCUGUGCACGUGUUAGUGUUUGUCUGGCUGUUGGUCAUCAGCCUUUGGGCUCCCAUACUGGCUUAUAAACACAUUAAAGGCAGUGGCAACAGCACCCAGUGCUUAUACUUCACUUCUUCUUCACUCACCAUCAUAGUCAAAAUGCACCGCAUGCUGACGGUGCUGGAGUUUAUCAUCCCAAUGGUCAUGUUGUUGUUUUGCUCCAUCCGGAUUUCCAUCUUCCUGAGGGAGCGGAAAAUGGGAAAAUCUGAAAAGGUGCGCAAGGCGAUGAGGGUGUGCAAUGCCAUCGUCGCUGUGUUCAUAGUGUGCUUCUUACCUACCGUAGUGACGAGCAUCGGGCUGGGGGUCAUCCACUCGUACCGCCCACAGGACUGCGCCACCCAUUACACUUUCACCCACCUCAUCAUCGUGUCUUUGGGGCUGAACUUCCUGAACUCAGCUCUGGACCCCAUCUUAUACAUCUUCUCCAGCUCCAUGUUCAGGAAGGCGCUUUGCAGCUCACUUCCCCGUUUCCUGCGCUGCGGUCAGGACACAGGCGACACAGAGGAGACUGAAUGUCAGUCGACCACCCAGCAGGAAACUGUAAUCCAUGAGGGCCGACAGAGGGAAUGAAGCCAGGUAAUACGCUUUUCUUCAAUAACAAUGACUGGAUUAUGUUUUAAUGUGUUUGAUUUUUGUAGUAUUUUGUACUGAAUUGUCUGCUUGUAUUGUGUGUUUUAUUAAAUUUUUUUAUGCUGCUGAAGCUUUGUUUUACGUCUGUGAACUUUGUAAACACAUUAGAUUUUCAGUUAUCAUAAUUUCUUAAAUCCAAAGUCAGUGUAUGUAAAUAUACUUCAAACUUCUGUGGUUGAAGAGAUUACAGAUGUGUGUUUUAAUUAUAGGUAUUUAUUGAACCUUUAAAAGUUCAAAUUGCCCUCAAAGUUUGGAAAUUUAGAAAAAUACACAUAGAUUUGUUGUGCAUCAUCUUAGACAAAUUUCUGUGAAUUUUGUGAAUAUAUCUAUAUAUAUCUAUAUAUUGAGUCAUGGAUGUACAGACAACUAUCACUGGAUUACUUUGAUACUUAAGAAAACUUGAAAAUAUUCUGAUUCUUCAGCAAGUAAGUUCUGCAGCCUCCUUUUUCUCUGAUUUUUAUAUGGAUUUUUUGAGGUUUAUUGGCAAGGGAUAUCAGGGAUAAUGAUAUCCUCAGGAAGUGUAGGUCACACCAAAUGAUCUCAAUAUGUGUUUCAUGUCUGUGUGGUACGAUCUGACUGAGUUAUGACUCUGAGAAGGAGGAUGGUUUUUGACCUAAAUUCCUCUCAAUGUUUUUGCCUCACCUUCAACUCUCCAGUGCCCCCCUGGGGAGGCUGUCAGGGUUGGUAGUUACAGUGUUGGGAAAGGUGGGGGGGCUGACUUUUUGUUAAACUUCCCGGAGUAAAUUUCUUUUUGUAAAAUACAUCAAAUCUCAAUCAAGUCAAAAUCUCUUUUGUUAAUAUGUUGUUAUUUUGUUAAAGAUAAACUUCAUAGGCUUAAGAGCUAUUUGUUGUUUUAGUAGUUAAUCAGUACCUAAUAAUAACUAACUCUGGAAACUGCACAUGUAUUCCCGCAACAGAAACCUCAAGGUCAUGGGAAAUUUUAGGAUUUAGCAUGUCACCCUCCAUCCAACAGCUCAGCAUAGCUAUUAACUUAAUUCGUCUCUUUUAUCACCAAGAGAAGGAUCCUCUGCAAAACUAAACAAACCUAAACAUUUCUUUAAAUUUAAACACUUAAAUGUAACAUUAAUGGUGAAUGUACAUUCAUUCCAGUUUUUCAUAAACAUAAUAUUAAUGUAAUAAUAUAAUAUACUAUAAUAAAAUUGACUUUGUUUUCAUGUUCUGCUUUUCUGCUUAAUGGUGACUGCUAGGGCUGCAACUAGCAAUUAUUUUAAUUAUCAAUGGAUUAUUUUCCUUCCUUCUACGUCUUAUCUGACGCUCUGAGUCACCUCCACACUUUCCGCACUGAAUUCUCUGGGCCUGUUAACCUAGCCUUCUUGAUUUGGCGUGAACACAAUUAUGUGUUUCUGACUCUGUGAACGGGCACCACAUGAGUCAAUUCAAAUUUGAAUACAAAAUGAUUUUAGAUACAUUUUUACAAAUUUUAGCUUUUGAUUUCUACACAUUUCCUUCCUGUAUUCUUUUAGUCUGUUAACCUUGGCCAUCGUGAUUUUCCUUCAAAAUGGCUGCUGAUGCUGGCGUGUGCACUACUGGACCUAAGCUGCCUUUGACAUAAUCAAUCACAGCAUUCUGUUAUAUCUGGGAUAUCUUUUUUCUGAAAUCGAGCAAGUAGUCAAAUGUAUGUUACAUGAUCCAUAAAUAAAAACAAGAUUUACAAAUGUGUAUGUAGAUUUUUGGGUAAUUUAUGGUGUUAUGUGUCCACGUUUGAAACAUUAGAGUUUCUAAUACUUUAUUUCCAUUUUGAGACUUUUUCUGACAUCUGAAAUUAUUAUGAAGAACUAUUUUCUGAAGAUAAAUAUUUCUGUUGUGAGUUUUUCCCCCUUAGUUUAGCCUAGUUGACAUAUCAAAAUAGUCAUUCUUAUGUAGAGGCUCUAAGAUAAAGUCACAUUACAUUUAUUUUCAUCAUUUCUGUGUCUGUGACUUGAUGUGAUGUGAUGCAACAUCCUUUUGC
Messenger RNA from Thunnus maccoyii (southern bluefin tuna), 3924 nucleotides. RefSeq names its product hydroxycarboxylic acid receptor 2-like. The coding region runs from base 819 to 1895 and encodes 358 amino acids. NCBI's taxonomy places the organism in Eukaryota, Metazoa, Chordata, Actinopteri, Scombriformes, Scombridae. The record is from RefSeq and is a predicted model, not a curated record. Gene Ontology annotation, biological process: G protein-coupled receptor signaling pathway. Gene Ontology annotation, molecular function: G protein-coupled receptor activity. The transcript is spliced from 2 exons. Gene Ontology annotation, cellular component: membrane.